Salvelinus fontinalis (brook trout) is the source of this 2140-nucleotide messenger RNA. RefSeq names its product peptidylprolyl isomerase domain and WD repeat-containing protein 1-like. NCBI's taxonomy places the organism in Eukaryota, Metazoa, Chordata, Actinopteri, Salmoniformes, Salmonidae. The record is from RefSeq and is a predicted model, not a curated record. The transcript is spliced from 11 exons. The coding region runs from base 51 to 1931 and encodes 626 amino acids. Gene Ontology annotation, biological process: protein peptidyl-prolyl isomerization. Gene Ontology annotation, molecular function: peptidyl-prolyl cis-trans isomerase activity; protein binding.
CGCGGUGAACGGAUACGGACACCGAGGGGAAAACAGUGAAUUCGGCAACUAUGGCGGCCACCACAGAGAACGCAGAUCUGAAACGAAAACUAGACGAUAAUCAGGAUGAAGUAGAAACUGGAGAAGAGGAGGAAUGGGUUGGACCCAUGCCAAGCGAGGCGACACAGACCAAGAAGAGAAAAGUGCUGGAGUAUGAACGUGUGUAUUUGGACAACUUGCCAUCGGCAGCCAUGUACGAGAGGAGCUACAUGCAUAGGGAUGUUAUAACGCACAUUGUCUGUUCCAAGACAGAUUUCAUCAUCACAGCCAGUCAGGACGGUCAUGUGAAGUUCUGGAAAAAGAAAGAAGAUGAGGGGGUAGAGUUUGUCAAACACUUCCGCAGUCAUCUGGGAGUUAUAGAGUGUAUUUCUGUCAGUGCUGAUGGAGCUCUAUUCUGUUCUGUUGGGGACGACCAGGCCAUGAAAGUCUUUGAUGUGGUCAACUUUGACAUGAUCAACAUGCUGAAGCUGGGUUUCCACCCUGGCCAGUGUGAGUGGAUCUACAACCCAGGCGAUGCCAUCUGCUGCGUGGCCUGCUCAGAGAAAUCCACUGGGAAGAUCUUCGUCUAUGAUGGACGGGGAAGCAACGAGAAGCUCCACACCUUCGACAAGAUGCACUCCUCUCCGCUGUCCCAGAUCCGCCUCAACCCUAGAUACAGGGUUAUCGUCUCCGCAGACAAGGCUGGAAUGCUGGAGUAUUGGACCGGCCUCCCCAGCGAGUUCAAAUUCCCCAGGCACGUGGACUGGCAGUAUAAGACUGACACAGACCUUUAUGAGUUUGCCAAAAACAAAACCUACCCCACCAGCCUAGCCUUCUCCCACGACGGGAAGAAGAUGGCUACCAUCGCCACCGACAGGAAAGUCAGGAUCUUCCGCUUCCUGACGGGGAAACUGAUGAGGGUGUUUGAUGAGUCGUUAUCGAAGUUCACAGAGCUGCAGCAAAUGAAGCAACAGCUGCCAGACAUGGAGUUUGGUCGGAGGAUGGCGGUGGAGAGGGAACUGGAGAAAGUGGAUGGCAUCAGGCUGACCAACAUCAUCUUUGAUGAGACGGGUCACUUUGUCCUCUACGGAACCAUGCUGGGCAUCAAGGUCAUCAAUGUGGAGACCAACAGGUGUGUACGUAUCCUGGGGAAGCUAGAGAACAUUCGUGUGGUGAAGCUGAGCCUGUUCCAGGGGGUUGCCAAGGCAUGCAACACAGCUCCCACCAUCGAGAUGAAGGCAUCAGACAACCCGGCCCUGCAGAGCACAAUGCCAGACCCCACCAUUUUCUGUACUGCUUUCAAGAAGAACCGCUUCUACAUGUUCUCCAAGAGGGAGCCGGAGGACACUAAAAGUGCCGAGUCAGACAGAGACGUGUUCAACGAGAAGCCGUCUAAGGAGGAGGUGAUGGCUGCUACCCAGGCAGAGGGGCCCAAAAGGGUGUCAGACAGCGCUAUCAUCCACACCACCAUGGGAGACAUCCACAUAAAACUGUUCCCUGUCGAGUGUCCCAAAACAGUGGAGAACUUCUGUGUUCACAGCAGGAAUGGUUAUUUCAAUGGCCACAUAUUCCACCGCGUCAUCAAGGGCUUCAUGAUCCAGACAGGGGACCCUACAGGGACAGGCAUGGGAGGGGAGAGUAUCUGGGGAGGGGAGUUUGAGGAUGAGUUCCAUGCCACACUGAGACAUGACCGGCCCUACACACUCAGUAUGGCCAACGGAGGCCCCGGCACCAACGGAUCACAGUUCUUCAUCACCGUCGUGCCCACGCCCUGGCUAGACAACAAGCACACCGUGUUUGGAAGGAGUGCCAAAGGAAUGGAGGUGGUUCAGAGGAUCUCCAACCUCAAAGUCAACCCUAAAACAGAUAAACCUUACGAAGACAUAAGCAUCAUUAACAUCACCAUCAAGUAAUCGUGUUUCCAUCUCACCAGUAUGUUGUGUACUAUUACGUUCCAUUUUUAAAGUAAAGUGUUGGAUUAUUCAAGUGCAUCUUGCCGCCUGUUGCAUUUUUUUUCUCUCUUGGAUGUGAGAAAUUAAGAAUUUGUUGGUUGCUUAGUAACAUGUUUGUCAACAGAGCUGUACUUUGAAUAAACCAGUGUCUUAACAUUCAUUACAGAACA